UAGUAGGAGGGCUUCCUGGUCCUGGUGGCAAGGCGGGCCAGGGCCACUGCGGUCAAAAGGCUGACUGAUGGCAGCCGAGGUCAGGGAGGGGAGAGACACAGGCAUCAGAAGAGAGCUCCGACUGCUUUCCAAUGUGUCACUGUUGCCCCUCCCCACCUUCGUGUGUGGAAGCUGUGCUGGCUUUUCCUUUUCCUCCUUCCAGAUCCUUCUGAAACCCCACUUUGCCCAUGAGGCAAUCCACACCAGCUGUGCCCUGUCCAUCCACUGCAGGCCACUGGCUGCUCCCAUUACACACAGCAGCUUAGAAUCCCACCCCAUGGAAGGCCUGUUCUGGGAGACAGCUGGAUCCAUCUGGCAGAAACUGCUGGAGUCCCUGGAUGUUCUUCUUCGGAGGUCCCAGCUGCCCCGUGUGACCCCUGGAAUGGCUGAGGCAAGUGUGCUGGCUUUUCUGCGCAUGGGACACCAUGGAUUUGUCUUCCUCAGUACAUGUUUCCACACCCAGGACAGCAGUGAUGCCCUGCAGGGCAGUGUGGUCCUGCUGGCUCUUUUGCACCCACGGGCAACGUCAUAAUGAUCAUCGCCAAUGACGUUGGGAUCCCUGGUUCAAGAGGUGAAGGCUGGAAAUGUUCAGCUCAGUGGCAGCAGCAGCCGGCCACUUCAUCAGCCAGCACACACCCUGUACAGUGGCGCAAUCUUGGCUCACUGCAACCUCUGCCUCCUGAGUUCAAGCGCUUCUCCUGCUUCAGCCUCCCAAGUAGCUGGGAUUACAGGCAUGUGCCAUCAUGCCCGGCUAAUUUUGUAUUUUUGGUAGAGAUGGGGUUUCGCUAUGUUGAUCAGGCUGGUCUCAAACUCCUGACCUCAGGUGAUCCGCCCACCUCAGCCUCCCAAAGUACUAGGAUUACAGGCAUGAACCACCAUGCCUGGCCAAGAGGCGCCCUUCUUAAUGGUGGUGAUUCUUUCCUACAUGGUGUGGUAUCAGUGGCCAGGGUAGGCUGCUAGCCCACGGUGGAAGGGAUUCUAUCUGCUAAGGCUGACACCUCUGAGCCAGCCUGGGCCAGAUGAAAGAUUUUCUGAAGACACAGCCGCACAUCUGGGCCUUUUGGUCUCAAGUCUUCAGCCAUGUUCAGUUCAGCCACAGCUACCAAGCAUGAGCAGCAGAACAGCACUCCUCUGCACUAACCCAACUGAGAUUACAACCUAGGCCCCUGCCUCAGUUUCCCUACAUGGGAGUGAGACAGCAGGUCUUCGGCAUGCCUCCUUGGAACUCUGGGAAAGGAAAAGUUACAGUUGGAAAUUAGACAGAAGCUGGUAAAAGAAGCCUUCCAAGGAGGUCAACCCAGAGACCUGAGGCCACCUGGAGAAGAAGAAUUCAAGCCAGGAAGUAGCGGGGCAGACAGCAAGCACCCUUGGGCUGGAUGGAGCUCAGAACUGGAGGGUGGCCAGCCCCACUCUGGGUAGGAGUCACCCAUGCAGUGAUGCACGGGGCAGGGUGCAUCUGCUCUAUGCCCAGCCCUGCCACUGUGGCUCUGCUUGCCCCUGGGGUAGGUGACAGUCACAGUCCCCACAGAGCUUUCCUGCUGGCCCUCCCACAGCACACCAAAGAAUACGAAACUGACACCAGUUACCUAUGGGCCCCUAUUUGGGAGACUCCUGAGCUUCUCUCUGAGGAGCCACCCCCCCAACAUGGGAGUGGGGGAGGGGUGGGAGCCUCAUCGGCCUCUCCUCUCUCUUCCAGGCCCUUCCUUUGCAGCCGGCUCACCAUGGCGCUCCAGCCACGGGGCUGCCAAGUGCGCUCCGUGCCAGGGCCAAGGCCUGGGGUUGGGGGAGGGAGCUGGGGACCCUAGGGCCAGUGGCUGCCAGUGGCCCUGGAGCCCCUCGCCUAUUCUUCAGAGAGCCCAAAACUUUCCAGGGAGAAGCACAGCUAGCCCUGCUGGGUGGUAAGAAGACUGGGGGAGGACGGCUCCGGAUCUGUUCCCCUUGGGGGCCCACGGGCAGCACAAUAGCCCCUGGGGCUGCCACUCUCUGGCUUAAGUGGUUGCCUGGGCAACAGCUGGGGCCAGUUUCCACCAAUCCAUGGAGGAGGCUGAGUUGGGGGAGGGAGGCCAGGCAGGAAGAGGGUGCCGUCCCCUUGUGCUGGAUCCUAUAUAAGGAAGAUGAAUGUGAGCGGAGUGGUCUGGGCUCUGCCGUCCCUCCAGUGGACUUGGGGGCGGAGCACAAAGAUGCCUAGGAUAGGCUACUCCAAGCCUGGGUCCUGGGGCAGCUUCUGGGCCAUGCUGACCUUGGUGGGCCUGGUCACUCGUGCAGCACAGAGAGCCGAUGUUGGCGGGGAGGCAGCUGGCACCUCCAUCAACCACUCCCAGGUGGUGCUCCAGCGCUUGCAGGAGCUGCUGCGACAGGGCAAUGCCAGCGACGUGGUUCUGCGGGUGCAGGCGGCGGGCACCGAUGAGGUCCGGGUCUUCCAUGCCCACCGCCUGCUGCUGGGCCUGCACAGCGAGCUGUUCCGGGAGCUGCUGAGUAACCAGAGUGAGGCAGCAUUGCAGGAGCCAAGGGACUGUGCCGCUGUCUUCGACAAGUUCAUCAGGUACCUGUACUGCGGGGAGCUGACCGUGCUGCUGGCCCAGGCCAUCCCCCUGCACCGGCUGGCCACCAAGUACGGCGUGGCCUCCCUACAGCGCGGCGUGGCCGACUACAUGCGCGCGCACCUGGCGGGCGGCGUGGGCCCGGCGGUGGGCUGGUACCACUACGCCGUGGGCACCGGGGACGAGGCCCUGCGAGAGAGCUGCCUGCAGUUCCUCGCCUGGAACCUGUCGGCCGUGGCGGCCAGCGCCGAGUGGGGCGCCGUGAGCCCCGAGCUGCUGUGGCAGCUCCUGCAGCGCUCGGACCUGGUGCUGCAGGACGAGCUGGAGCUGUUCCACGCGCUGGAGGCCUGGCUGGGGCGCGCACGGCCGCCCCCUGCAGUGGCCGAGCGAGCGCUGCGCGCCAUCCGCUACCCGAUGAUCCCCCCGGCACAGCUGUUCCAGCUGCAAGCGCGCUCGGCCGCCCUGGCGCGCCACGGCCCCGCGGUGGCCGACCUCCUGCUGCAGGCCUACCAGUUCCACGCCGCGUCGCCGCUGCACUACGCCAAGUUCUUCGACGUCAAUGGCAGCGCCUUCCUACCCCGCAACUACCUCGCGCCAGCCUGGGGCGCCCCGUGGGUCAUCAACAACCCGGCCCGCGACGACCGCAGCACCAGCUUCCAGACGCAGCUGGGCCCGAGCGGCCACGACGCGGGCCGCCGGGUCACCUGGAACGUGCUCUUCUCGCCGCGCUGGCUGCCUGUCAGCCUACGCCCCGUUUACGCUGACGCCGCGGGCACAGCGCUGCCCGCCGCGCGCCCCGAGGACGGCCGACCGCGGCUGGUGGUGACGCCGGCCAGCAGCGGCGGCGACGCGGCGGGCGUGAGCUUCCAGAAGACCGUGCUGGUGGGGGCGCGCCAACAGGGCCGCCUGGUGGUCCGCCACGCCUACAGCUUCCACCAGAGCAGCGAGGAGGCUGGCGACUUCCUGGCGCACGCCGACCUGCAGCGGCGCAACUCGGAGUACCUGGUGGAGAACGCCCUGCACCUGCACCUCAUUGUCAAACCUGUGUACCAUACCCUUAUCCGGAUCCCCAAGUAGCCUCGGGGUCGGGGAAUAAAGGCCUGGCUUAGGUGGUCCCUGUGGGUCUGGAAAGGGCGAGACGAGCGUGGAGGUGACAACAAGGCUACUCCCCUGGAUGGCCAGGUGCGGCUGCCUUAGGGCUGGAGUGGCGUCCAGGUGAGGUGUGGUAGGCAAGAUGGCUGGUUUCAAGAGCUGAUUUCACAGCUGACUUAAAGGAAUGUUUUCUGUCCCGAAUAAACCGAUGCUCAGAGUGGUAAA
Callithrix jacchus (white-tufted-ear marmoset) is the source of this 3896-nucleotide messenger RNA. It is a transcript of the gene BTBD17, whose product is annotated as BTB domain containing 17. The record is from RefSeq and is a predicted model, not a curated record. Gene Ontology annotation, molecular function: protein binding. Lineage: Eukaryota; Metazoa; Chordata; Mammalia; Primates; Cebidae.